This is a messenger RNA of Parnassius mnemosyne (clouded apollo), 471 nucleotides long. The record is from the annotation of a GenBank genome assembly. NCBI's taxonomy places the organism in Eukaryota, Metazoa, Arthropoda, Insecta, Lepidoptera, Papilionidae.
AUGAGGAAUUCAAAAUAUUACACGCUACUAACAGUAGCCCUUGUGACCUACUUUGGAGUUUCAAAACUGAUAUUUAACAAAAUCUACAACACCAUACAGACAGUUGUAGAUGAACUAUAUCAUUUACCGCAGGGCAUGAGCUAUUGCAACCAUAACUUCACAUAUUGGAAUGAAAAGAUCACUACACCACCGGGAUUAUAUCUUGUCUCUACAGCAUUCGUUUCACCGUACUUAACAUGCAACAUAUACAACUUGAGAUUUGUUAACUUGUUAGCAUCCUGUAUUAACUUAUUACUGUUCUCAUCUAUGUUGAGAUUUAUAUAUGGAAGUCACUCUGAGAGUCCCGUGAAGAUUGUACUGCAAGCGUUAAAUUUGACCAUUCUACCACCUAUGUACUUCUUCUCUCACAUCUAUUAUACAGACACUUUGUCUAUGACCUUCCUACUGGCUUUUUACAAGGCUUUGCUUUAG